CUAUUUCUCUCUUUUAUAAGAUUUUCUCUCUCACCAAAUAUUUCCAUUUCCUCUGCUGCGUGCAAAACCCAAAAUCUUACACCAUGAAUUUAAUCAGCUUACCAUGCUCCCCGAAACAUGGGGUUUUUUCCGUCCUGCUUUUCGUCGUCUUCUUCAUCCUCUCUGCGCCGGUAUGCGAGGCGCAAUUGUAUUCUAACCAAAGUGACCAUUACAGAUAUGCCCGGUUGAGUCCCACGAUGGCAGUGCUCGUAGCGGUCUUGAUUUCCUCUCUGUUUUUCUUGGGACUUUUCUCUAUUUACAUCCGUCACUGCUCUGACGCCGGGAACGGCAGGAGCCAGAGGCGGCUUCCAGGGAUGGGUAGUGGGCGGACGAGGCGGAUGGCGCGUGGGCUUGAGGCGUCCGUGAUUAAGACGUUCCCCGCCAUGGUUUUCUCCGAGGUCAAACACCAUAAACUCGGCAACGGCACGCUGGAGUGCGCCGUGUGCUUGAGCGAGUUCGAGGACCACGAAACUCUAAGGUUGAUUCCCAGAUGCAACCACGUUUUCCACACGGAUUGUAUCGAUGUGUGGUUAGCUCGACACACGACAUGCCCCGUCUGUCGAGCUAACCUCGUGCCCCAACCCGGAGACCCAGUGGCUCAACCCAUUGAGUUUUUAAGUGCCGAGUCAGACCUAGAGGCUCAAGACGUAGUCAUGGAAUCAGAACCGGAAGAUGAACAGAGAUUAAAUGCAAACACCGUGGUGGAGGUACCGGCACCGACAGAAGUAAUUGACGGGAACCAAACUUUGAAUAGGAGCCACACAAGUGGUUCAGGAUCAAGCUGCACUCCAAAAUUCCCUCGUUCACACACCACCGGCCACUCUUUAGUCCAACCGGGUGAGAACACCGACCGGUUCACUUUACGGCUACCAGUUGACAUCCGGAAGCAGGUGAUCAACCGGCAGCUGAACCGGAGCACCAGCAUGAUGAUAUUACCAAGAGAAGGGAGCGCACGGAGGGGGUACCGAAGCGGCGGCGAAGGGAGCAGUAGAGGAAAGCAUUAUAGGCUGUCCGAUAAACCGGACCGACUAGGCAAGUCAGACGGGUGGGUGUUUAGCAUGACACCGCCCUUUUUUAGCAGAGCCUCCUCCAUUAACUCACCCAAAGUAGCACCAAAUUCUGCCGAGGCAACCUCUGCUUUGCCGGCUGCAACCGUGGUUGACUCUGUUCGGCCACCGGUCUAAUGCGGUUAAUAUCUUCUUUUUUCUUUUUCUUUUUCUUUUUUUUUUGAAUUUUUUCCCACAAUUUUAGAAGUUGUUUUCGAUAAUGCUGCGGACUUUUGCGUCCAUAUGUAAAUUGUCUAUACAAUUUUUUUGUUUCUUUCUUCUUUAAUCCUUUUCGUUUAUCUUGAAUUUGAAUCUGAAUUUUGAAGGGUGGUCCUUAGUAGGAAUAUUAUGGCUAAAAAAUUGAACAGAAAAUG
Messenger RNA from Rubroshorea leprosula, 1459 nucleotides. NCBI's taxonomy places the organism in Eukaryota, Viridiplantae, Streptophyta, Magnoliopsida, Malvales, Dipterocarpaceae. The record is from the annotation of a GenBank genome assembly.